CUCUGUCUGAUUCCAGAGGUUCCCAUUGCCUCACGAGCAUUACGAGUAGGAUUUUCUUGCGAUUAUUUUGAAAAAUUGUACUUAAAGGAGUACUUCAAGAGAUGUCUGGAGCCAAAGAGAGGAUGCACCGCAAGAAAAUGAGGAACCAGCCCAGCAACAUCACCUUCUCUUCCCCUGGCUGGGCCCCUCCGCAAGACGAGAGGCGCUGGAGGAACGGAGGAGAGGCUCAGCGGCAAGGUAGAAGUUAUGGUGGCCCCCAGCAGCCGGGGGGGCCACGCCCUCCUUCCUCGGCCCCCAGCCCCCAGGGUCAUCCGUCUGGGGGGGUCAGGGGACACCAGUGGGGGGACAGUGCAAGAGGAGUCCAGGGAUAUUCCCAGAAGCUCCCCAGAUACAUCACGGCGUCGGUGUUUGCCCAGGCCCGGGCCGCCGAGGUGGGCGCCAUGCUGAGGGCCGUGACGAAGACCACGGGCAGCUCGCACGUGUUCGGCGCGCUGCCCAAGCACAUGAGGCGCCGGGCCAUGAGCCACAACGUCAGGCGGCUCCCCCGCCGGCUGAGGGCGGCCGCUGCGCGAGUGCUGGAGAAGACGAGCCAGCAGAAGAAGGAGCAGUCGAAGAGCAAGAGCCGGCGGGCCCGGCGGAGGCACGGCAACCUGCUGCUGGAGUUCAACCGGCGGCAGCGCAAGCACGUGUGGCUGGAGACGCACAUCUGGCACGCCAAGCGAUUCCACAUGGCCCGGGCCUGGGGCUACAGCCUGGGGGACAGGCCGACCUCCAAGUGCUACAGGGCCUGCUACAGGGCGAUGAGCGGCCACUGCCUCCUCCAGGACCUGUCCUACUAUUGCUGUGUGGAAGUGAAGGGAGAGGAGGACACGCUGUUAAGGGCUCUGGCUCGGCUCACCAGUAAGGAGACUGGACCGACGUUCGGAGCCGCGGUGUUCCUGUCGGGGAGGCGGCAGGGCUCCGUGGUGGUGCACAGAGCGGACCGGUACCCCGCGGAGCCGCUGGGACAGGUCCUGUUCAUGUGGAGACCGAAGAGGGGGCCCUGCAGUCCCCGGCAGCUGUGGCUUUGGGUCCAUCCCACCCUGAAGCAGGACCUGCUGCCGGAGCUGCAGCUCGUGUGCCAGUGCUCGGAGCCGCCGGAGCCCGGGCCGCCUGUGGCCCUGCCCGUCCUGGCACGGGGCUCAGCGGGGGAGGAGCCCGCGGAAGCGCGGGAAGCACAGCGCCCUGGGAAGAAGCGAAAGCGGAGCGGCGCGGAGGGAGAGGCAGUGGUGCCCGUGAAGAAGAUCAUCGGAGACGGCACUCGGCAGGCCGCGAGCCCGCUUUCCUGGAGAUCGGAGGCCACUGGGAUUGUCAUAAGUGACCUCACCAUGGAAAUCUUGAGGUUUCGACUCAUUGGACCUCUUUCCCACUGCGUUCUCACAGAUACCCUGACACCUGCUACUGACUGUGGGCCGGAAGGCAUGACCGAAACAUCUCACCUCUGGUGGCCUGAGCAGUGCAAGGAUGGAGACAACCUCUCACUCCACCAUCGCCAAGCAGACAUCUUUCGGCAGCUGAAAGGGGUCUGCUUUUCUGGGGAGAUCCCAGCAGGCACUAUUCUUGGACUCGCUGUUGAUGACCCCAGGCUGACUUUACCAACCAGGAGGAGCAAAACAUUGCCAGAUCUCAAGCAGAUGCAAGGGGGAGGGGAGGAGACAAGAUUGCUGACCCUUCAGGGAGUCCCGGCAGAAUGCUGCGAGAGCCCCUUGUGGGAGCAAGCUGUCCGGCACAAUGUCACGGAAAAUAAAAUUCCGGAACAGGAACUGAACCGUAUGAGGAGUGAGCUUCUGGUCCCGGCGUCCCAGCUGAGCCCCACUCCCCCUCAGUCCAGGGUCCCGGUCCUGCUUGUGCAUCAGCCGGGGAAGCAGGUCGGAGAGGAGAAGUCAUCCUGGGGUACGGGGUGGGACCUUCUGCUCCCCAAAGGCUGGGGCAUGGCUUUCUGGAUACCUCUGAUAUUCCGCGGCGUCCGUGUUGGGGGCCUGCAGGAGGCGCUGAAGCACUCCCAGAACAAAGGGGCUCCGCACUUCCCAGGCGACUUCCCAGACUGCCCUGCCGGCGCCCGAUUCCUGCGGGAACAGGAGACGCAGCUCGUGGACCACUACAGGAGGCGUCCCCCUGCCAAGAGGCCCAACUACAUCAAACACGGCUGCCUUGCGCCCUUCCGCUGCCCCUGGCAACAGCUGGCGGAGGAGUGGGAAAUGAUCGUGAAAGAGGCCGCGGAAGAGGAGCUCCCUGCCUCGGAGGGCCACGCCGGACCUGCUCCCGAGGCUCCGGGCCCUGAAGAGCACCGUUCCCAAGCUGCAGGCAGAGGGGAGGGAUCGGCACCGCGGCCAGAGUUUCCAGGAGGCCCGGAGUGUGGCAGCACUAGUGCUCUGAGCGACGCUGCGGUGGCGGUGGCUAAGUUCAAGGUCCUGAGGAGCAGGAAGGCGCUGCGGCGGGUGUCAGCCUGGUGCAGGCCCACCUCGGCGAGAGGUCAGAGGCUGCGGGGGCGUGCGCCGGCCCCCGCGCAGGAGCAGGAGCAGCAGCUGACCCCCGCGGUCGUGGCCUCCGUCUGCGAGACCCACGGCAGGAGUCUGGUCUGGACGAGGCUGUCCCUGCUGAGGAAGGGCCGCCCCACGCUGCACGCCAUGAUCUGCAUCCCUGCCCCCGAGGACAUCCAGCUGCUGCGCGUGGACCCGGCCUACAGCGGGCCACAGGAGCCCCGGCACAAGGACCACUUCAGGCACCGGCGGGGCAGGAGGAGGCAGGAGGAGGGGGAGGGGCCCGAGGAAGGCGGCGGUACUCCCGAACGCCUCGGCCAGGCGCCAGCGGCCGGCUCCCCAGAGCCCCCCGCCGCGGGCCUGUGGCCUGAGCCCCUGCCCAGCGUGACCUCGCACUGCUCCCGGGUGCUGCUGGGGUUCGUCACGCAAGGGGACUUCUCCCUGGCGGCGGGCUGCGGGGAGGCCCUGGGCUUCGUCAGCCUGGCCGGGCUGCUGCACAUGCUCUCGGGGCAGCCCGCCGGCUCCAGGGGCCUGGUGCUGGUGAGGGGCGCCGCCUCGCUGCAGUACCGCUUCGCCAAGAUCGACGUUGAGGUGUGACCGGCGCUCGGUGUCUGCCUCCCUGGGGAGAGACCAGAACACAGGGACAAGGCGACGGCCGGUAUCCCCGCUGGAUGGACACGACACCAAAGGCAAAAACAUUAAACCGACCCAGAAGACAAUUCCCGAAGGUGGCAAACACCGAGGAAGCAGGAGGUGUAGGCUAGGCAGGAGGGUUGAAUGAGAAUUAAAGUGCGUUUCUGUGCGAGACAGAAUUAUCUUGUGGCCCGCAGAAGAGUUCGCGAGGUGUGUUCAAAGUCCACGUGCCAGGAGAUGGACAUUUCAGUUAUGAAAAUCGUUUCACAGUUUUGUUUAUAGCUAAAAUUGAAUGUCGCCUUAUCCGCAAUAAAAUAACCCUCACUGCCA
Lepisosteus oculatus (spotted gar) is the source of this 3482-nucleotide messenger RNA. It is a transcript of the gene pop1, whose product is annotated as POP1 homolog, ribonuclease P/MRP subunit. Gene Ontology annotation, biological process: tRNA 5'-leader removal. NCBI's taxonomy places the organism in Eukaryota, Metazoa, Chordata, Actinopteri, Semionotiformes, Lepisosteidae. Gene Ontology annotation, cellular component: nucleolar ribonuclease P complex; ribonuclease MRP complex. The record is from RefSeq and is a predicted model, not a curated record.